UGUGGUAAUUUUGGACGCGCAGUUGCACGAAUCACUAUACUCGAUCGUUAUCAUUUUCAAACCAGCGAAUAAGUGCUGACUACUGCUUCAAUACAGACCAUAACUUCAUUCAAUAUAGAACAUGGAAAAUAUAGAAUAUGAAGAAGAUACAGAACACGAAGAAUUUGGGGAUGAUGAUUUGGAAUUUCUUGAAGAAAUUGAAAGAAAUGCUGGAGGUUUAAAUUCUGAUAAUGAAGAGUUGGAUGAUUUCUUACCAGAAAAUUAUUCAAUAAGCUAUGAAAAACUAAACAUAUAUAUGGAGUUGAUCACAAAUCGUUCUCCUGAUACAGUGUAUGCUUUCAAUACAGAAUUUUAUAUCAAUUUAUCUAAAAAUGGAUACAAUGAAGCUAAAAAACAUACAGAAAAAAUUGAUAUAUUCUCAAAACAUAAACUAUUCAUCCCUGCUAUAUUUGAAGAAAAAAAUCUUUGUGGUUUAGUUUAUGUAAAUUUUAUACAAAAAUUUAUUAAAUAUUAUGAUAAUCUUGGAGGACAAAAUUUGGUAUGCUUAAAGUUAAUAAUGAAUUUCUUAAUAAGCGAAUUUCUUGAUAAAAAAAAAAAAAGAAAAGAUUUUCAUCCAAAAGAUUGGUUAUUAAUAAAUGUAAAUGAUUUGCCACGACAAGAUGAUCAUAAAAUUAAUAUAGCAUUUGUUUGUAAGUGUGCUGAAUACUUAUCUAGAGAUGCUCCAUUAGAUUUUACACUUAUAAAAUUGAAAAGAAUGUUUUACCAAAUUAAUUCUGAAAUAGACCAUAAAAAAUUAACAAGACCUAUAUCAGAAACUUAA
This is a messenger RNA of Melanaphis sacchari, 820 nucleotides long. Its product is annotated as sentrin-specific protease 1-like. Gene Ontology annotation, biological process: proteolysis. Lineage: Eukaryota; Metazoa; Arthropoda; Insecta; Hemiptera; Aphididae. Gene Ontology annotation, molecular function: cysteine-type peptidase activity. The coding region runs from base 122 to 820 and encodes 232 amino acids. The record is from RefSeq and is a predicted model, not a curated record. The transcript is spliced from 3 exons.